This is a messenger RNA of Exophiala viscosa, 1650 nucleotides long. RefSeq lists its product as uncharacterized. The record is from RefSeq and is a predicted model, not a curated record. The transcript has 5 exons. NCBI's taxonomy places the organism in Eukaryota, Fungi, Ascomycota, Eurotiomycetes, Chaetothyriales, Herpotrichiellaceae. The coding region runs from base 274 to 1230 and encodes 318 amino acids. Gene Ontology annotation, cellular component: COP9 signalosome.
GGCCACCACCAAUAAGUUAUUAUCGUUACCCCGGGGUUUUAACUGACAGAAUUCAAUUUUGGAGGCUGAAGUUAACAACAGAACAGUCAGACCACACAUCAGUUGAACCCACCAAGACCCAGCCUGCCUGCCUGGACCUGUGAAGCAGCGGAAUACCCCGGGCACCGUGAUAGGCUGGCCUUGUUGAAUUACGCAAUAGAGAAACAACUCCCACCACCACCAUUCUACCUCAGACGACAAUCCCACUGGUGACAUCCCACAGCACUUCAAGCCAUGGAUCAAUCACAGACGAAAGCCCUCGCGGCACUCCAGCCGUUCGUUCACCUUGCCACGACUACCAAGAGCCCAUCUCCUCGCUUCGUCGCCGAACUCAUCAAGAGUGCCAUAUCUGCACCAGGCACAUAUAUCUUCACCGAACUCCUUCAGAUCGAAGCCUGCCAGAGCCUGCGUGGAACAGACUCACAGCCAUGGCUCACGCUCCUAGAGAUCUUCAGCUGGGGCACCUACGAAGAAUACAAAGCAACUUCCAAUCUUCCACCACUCGACGAGCCUCAGACCUUCAAACUGCGCCAACUCAGUCUCUUGACACUUGCCUCACCCUUCGCCCCGACCAGCGACACCAAAACAAGCACCCUAACCUACCCAACCCUCCUUCAAUCCCUCUCGCUUUCCAACGCAGCCAGCCUCGAAUCCCUCGUCACCCAAUCCAUCUACACCGGCCUCCUGACCGCUCGCCUCUCACCGACAUCCAACCCGCCCGUGGUGAACGUCACCUCAGUUGCACCACUGCGCGACCUACGCCCACAAUCCCUCCCAGCACUACUUCAGAUCCUACAGACAUGGGAGUCGAGAUGCACAUCCAUGAUCAGCGAGCUGGAAGGCCAGAUCACCGCGAUCCGCAGUACAGCCGCUGAGCGCAGCGUCACCGAACGAAAGCACCAGGAAACCGUCGACGCAGCCGUCCUAAACACCAAGCCCGCCAUCGACCCAGAAGCCGAGCGUAAAGCCGCAGGAGGUCUUCGCCCAGCUCGUGGUGCGCAACGUUUGCCCAGUAAGCGCGACAUCGAACAGCACAUGGAAGGCGAGGACGAGGACUACAGCGACGAAAUGGAUGUGGAUGAAGGAAUCGGCGAAGGUAUAACAGCCGGAGGUGGUAGCGGACGCGGAGGAUACGGGCUCGGCGCUUCUGCGAGGGGGACAAAGAGAAACAGAGGAAGGGGCUCGAAAUGACGAGUCUAGCCAUCAGCUACGAUGUUUGCAUGAAGAGAUGACCCAACAAAAUGGACAGCAUAGCGAUUGCCCGGUCUAAGGCGGUCGUCCAUCAGAGAUGGAACUGCGAAGGGGAGCCAAAAUAGCGCUACAUAUCCUAGACAACAUGAGGUUGUCCUGUCAAAGGGAAGCUGUUACAACCACGAAGCCACGACCUUGAGAUGUCGUCCUACAGGAAGCAGCCAUGGCAACGAAAUCAUGAGCCUGAAAUAACCCAGUCCGAGCAACGUAGGCGUGGUCACAAAAAUGAAUCCAUGAAUGCUCACGACUGAAAAAUACUAGCAGUUUCUAGUAGAAAUCCAAGAUCAGCCCGGUACUGCCAGAGUUUAUCCCUUGAAUAUACACACGGAUUCAUUGAGUUCAUGUCAUGUUGUUAUUUCA